Molecule: messenger RNA, 1316 nt
Organism: Rhipicephalus sanguineus (brown dog tick)
Lineage: Eukaryota; Metazoa; Arthropoda; Arachnida; Ixodida; Ixodidae
Product: protein sidekick
Exons: 5
Coding region: 567-1316 (249 amino acids)
Source: RefSeq, a predicted model, not a curated record
UCCGACGACGGCGGCGACGGUUUUUGUUGCCUACGCUACGCGUAAACGACCGUUGUCAAGGCACAGAACACGGGCCCAGAAUGCCGGAGAGAGGUCGUACGACAGCCCUAAGCUCACGGAGACUGUCCGGAUCUCUGGCGUGCGCGUGGGUCCAGCGAACGCGACGGUAGCCGCGAGCGGGAUGGACAACUUCAUCGAGUUUCGAAGUUUGGAAAGAGUUUUGGCAAUAUGGCGACGCUCUGUCCUGUAACAACAAUGCUACACGGCCGCUCCCGUGGACGUUGUAGUUAUCGGAGGAACGGAGGAGACAGUCGAUCAGUGAACAACGACCGGAUACGCGAAACUUCAGUGUGACUGUCGGGUGCCUGUCGUCGUCGUCGCGUUAACCCGUCCAGGAGAAACUAACUGUGUGAUGUUCUGCGCGCGAGUUUUUGUAGUACUACAUCGUCAACCCGUACAACUUGUGUGUGAUUGUGAUAAGAAGUGCGCGUGUGUGGAAGGACGCAUCACGGUUUGUGGAAGUACCUAGUGAACCGCCGCCCUGCGACGGCAACAAAACAACGACCAUGGUCCAUCUCUGCCUUUUCUUUUGCACGUUGCUGUGCACGCUAGGAGCUGGCAUCGCGGAAAACGACCACCAGCAGUUGCUGUCCCCACGCUUCCUGACCCCGCCCUCGGGCGGGUACGUAGGUCUGGGCGAGAAGCGAGCACUGCGGUGCGAGGCGGUCGGGGCGCCCGCACCGCGGCUGCGGCUGCUCAAGGAUGACCAGCCACUCACCAACUGGACCUCCCUGCGGCUGGUGCAUGUGCUCAGCAACAUCGGCCUCUCUCAGGCUGGUGCCUACCAGUGCUUGGCCAAGAACACGGCCGGGGCAGUGCUCAGUGCCAAGGCCAAGCUGCAAGUUGCACACUUGACACCAACUGAAGAGGUUUCUGAGGCAGUGCACGUGACUGUGCCCAAGGGUGGUCACGUGAUCCUGGAGCCACCCGUGGUGGACAGCGUUCCUCAAGCCACUGCCAUAUGGUCACGGCUCGACAGUACACCCUUGGACAGCAGGAAGUUCGCAACUACACAGGACAACCGCUUGGUGAUUCUGGAAGCAACUCCACAGCUUGAGGGCCAGUACCAAGUUGAAUUGACGAAUCCGCACACUGGUGACACCGUUUUCGGGCCAGCGGUGGAGCUCAGCGUUGACAGCAGUGGUGGAGAGCACAAGGCAGAACUUUCCAUUGUUGUGCCACCAGUUGACCGACAGUUCAACAAUCUGGGCAAUGGUUAUGACAGCUACCUUGAGUGCAUUGCUGCUGGCAGGUGA